AUGGAAAAGUUAGUUCAAAUUGAGUGCGUCAAAAAACAAUUAAGAAACGCCCCUCGUAGCGCAAUAAGUGCUUUGUAUAGGUUAAUAUUCGUGGAAGAGGGCGAUCGAAAAAAUAGAAGCAAGUUGCGUGAGUUCUCCGGAUUCAUAUUCGCGGAUGAAUCAGAGGAAUUCCGGAAGAAGUUAGAUUACGCUAGUGCUUUUUCGGUUGGUGAUCUAACCUCAAUUUGUAAUGUAUUGGGUUUAAGUUAUCGAGGCAACAAAGAACACCUCAGGCUUAGUAUUAUUCGUGCGCUUAUGGACAUAAAUACUUUGGCCGAGCCCAAUCCAGAAAACGAGUCAGAAGACGAGCAUGAGUCUGGGGAUGACGGUUUAGUAGAUGACAAAAGUAAUUUUGAGAUUCCGGAAGACGAUAAUGAUGACAAAGACGUAGGUGAGUCAGAAAUAGAUGAGCGUGAUGGGGAAUCUUAUCAAGACGAUAUACCGACAGGUCCGCGAAAAUCGCAAGCUGUACAUUUUUCCUUAGGAUUCAAAGAUAUUGAGGAAACAAUUCGGGACUUUGACGGUAGUGAGAAUUUCCCAAUAGAAAGAUGGUUGGCUGACUUCGAAGACGCAGCUGCCUUGUUUCAGUGGACAGAUUUGCAGAAAGUUAUUUUCGCGAAAGGGUCACUGAAGGGAUUAGCUAAGCUUUUUAUUUAA
Belonocnema kinseyi is the source of this 696-nucleotide messenger RNA. RefSeq names its product protein DEK-like. The record is from RefSeq and is a predicted model, not a curated record. The transcript has a single exon. NCBI's taxonomy places the organism in Eukaryota, Metazoa, Arthropoda, Insecta, Hymenoptera, Cynipidae. The coding region runs from base 1 to 696 and encodes 231 amino acids.